GACUCUGGUUUUUCUCUUUUAGUACUUCAGUACUAUUUAACUAUUUGGGAUAUGCACAUGAUUACAUUGAUUCGACAUUUAAAACAUGUUAAGAAAGGCAUGUGUGAAAAGGAAGGCUUUACCAAGACAGCAGCUUUCAAAAAUGAGUAGAAGUUUGCCUAGAAGGAAGAAGAAGGCAUCCAACAGAAGCCUAGAAGUGAAGGAUACACCUUGGGAAUGUCCAGGUCUCCACUGUGACAAGAGCAUCAGGUGCACAGACAGUCUGGAGCAGAAGUUGUUUUCUGUGGUCAUGGAAUUAGCCAAACUGUCCGACAUGACAAAGCUCCACCAAGCUGUGGCUGCAGGGGACUACAGUGCAGUGAAAAAGAUCUUGAAGAAAGGUCUCUGUGACCCAAACUACAAGGAUGUGGACUGGAAUGACCGAACCCCACUUCACUGGGCUGCGAUCAAGGGACACAUGGAGGUGCUGCAGCUCCUGAUAGAACACGGAGCCAGGCCCUGCUUGGUAACUGAUGUGGGCUGGACACCUGCUCAUUUCGCAGCUGAGUCAGGCCAUCUGAACGUGCUCAAAACUCUCCACGCCUUGCACGCCGCCAUCGACGCUCCCGAUUUCUUUGGAGACACCCCAAAGAGGAUCGCACAGAUCUACGGGCAGAAAGCCUGUGUGGCGUUCCUGGAGAAGGCUGAGCCCCAGUGCCGGGCCCACCGCCAGGCCGCCGCGCAGAAGGGGCUGCAGCUCGAUCAGCGGGACGAAGACUGGGACGCCAAGAAAAGGGAGCUGGAGCUGUCUCUUCCUUCCUUGAAACAAAACACUAAUAAGAAAAAGAGUAAGAAGACCCGAGGCCCCACCAGGCUCAGCAAUACCAAGGAGAGGAGAGUGUGAGAAGGCUGGCACCCCAGGGACUGGAGCUGUGUUACCUGGCGGGAGACUUUCCCUGGCACCAGACUAGAUGUUGUUUGAUGUGUGUUGUCCUGAUGUUGUUACUCCUAGAUCGUUAAUUACCCACACGGCUUCUACCAGUAGCUCCUGACCUGCCAUUCAAUCUGGAAGUCUGGCCUGGGUCCUCAACUGGGCUGUUGCCUCCUUGCCAAUACCUGCUGUCCCCAAGAAUUACCAGAAGGGAACAAAUGUCAGCUGCUUGCAUUUUGCCACCAGUGAUUUACAUUGUCAGCGUCUCCUGAGCCCUUGUAUGCAAUUAUAGAGUUUCAGGGGCAAAGUUCCUAAGGGAACUUCGUUGUUUCAAUGAAAAAAAAUAAGUAUUAUAACAACAAAAUCUCAAAAAUCUCCAACAUUCUCAGGUCAGUUAAUCUGUGAAAAAAAAAUUAUUUGUUGUCACAUAGACCAAGCAAAGAGGUAGAAGAGAUGUAGCUCUGAGUUUCUAGCUACUUGUGUGUGUGUGUGUGUGUGUGUGUAGUAGUAGAAGCCACGAUCUCAGACAGGGCCAUUUUUUACCAAUGAUCCCUUCUUCCUAGAAGAAACAAUUUGGACAAUAGAUUAGCUCCGUGAAAAAUAAAAACCUUGAAUUAAUUUCAUCCCCCUUAGUAAUGAGAACUAGUAUUAAAUAAUGGAACACGUGACUAUAAUUCUACUUGAUCAACUGUAUAUUUUAGGAAAUCUAAAUACAGAUCAGAUAUUGACAAUAAAAAUAUUACAUCCAAAUUGCUAUAGAUGUUAAAAUGCCUAUCAUAUUUUGAAGACUUAGGACAAAAUGUAAAAUAGCUCAUUAAUAAUAUUGAUUGCAUGUG
This is a messenger RNA of Hippopotamus amphibius kiboko, 1746 nucleotides long. RefSeq names its product ankyrin repeat domain 66 (gene ANKRD66). The record is from RefSeq and is a predicted model, not a curated record. The transcript is spliced from 4 exons. Gene Ontology annotation, molecular function: protein binding. The coding region runs from base 86 to 883 and encodes 265 amino acids. Lineage: Eukaryota; Metazoa; Chordata; Mammalia; Artiodactyla; Hippopotamidae.